AACCAGAUGUGAAUGAUAAGAAAAGAAAACUAGAUGAAGAAGCCAAAGAUGAUCCAAAUGGAGCGAAGAAGAAAAAGGCUAGAACUACAUUCACUGGACGGCAGAUAUUUGAGCUGGAGAAGCAGUUUGAGCAGAAGAAAUAUUUGUCAUCAGCGGAACGAGCAGAAAUGGCCAGCCAACUAGCAGUCACAGAGACCCAGGUAAAAAUUUGGUUCCAGAACCGCAGAACCAAAUGGAAGAAACAAGAGAACAUCUCCAGCGCAGAGGUAGCAGAACACAAACUAAACGUUGAGAAGAACAUCAUCAAAGCAAAGAACAGGAAAAAUUCAGAGUCCAGAUCCGAACUACCGCUGGAGCACCAGGUGGAUUUUGAGUCAAGAGGCGCCUUCGGUCACUUUAACAGCAUAGUGACCCGCGAUGUCAUUAACCUGGGCGAGGGGAUGGAAGUGAAGAGUGAUAUACAUUCACAGCUUAGACUACUACCUUAUGCAUCUAAGGCGGUGGCGAGUAGAAGCGUGGACUUGAAUUCAACGGACCGUCGUAAAGGUGAUAACUUCAAGGUCGGCUGUUUCAUCAAAGCAGAAGCUUCAGAAUUCGUUAUUGCUGCGGAUUUCGCGAAUGGUGAUGUGGGUGGUAUUACCCAUCAUAAGAACGUGGAGGUAUCUAAGCAGGCAGAGUCAUCAAAGCAGAUGGCUGAAUCAUCACGAACAUUUGUGAGCUCCAAAGUAAAAGAUAUCCAUCCGUCAUCUAUGGAAGGCAUCUUCGGUGUGGCUUUGAACUGCGAAGACAACUGCUCAGGAUCGCCACAGUCCAGCUCAUCAGAUGUAGAACCAGAAGUCUCGUAUUCUCAACAGAGCGUUAGAUUAGAACACAGAGUACCUACUCUAAUCGACUCAGCCACUAGUCCUUCUCCACCUCCAUCUCUAGACUUUACUGACUCUUUAGAAAGCUGUAAAUCAAGAAAUGAAGCCCGACAUCAAACUUUAGCGACCAUUCCAGUUGAUUUCAUCCUUUCUGCCAAACAAGCAGAAAGUCAGCUUUCAGCUGAAUCAAUAGUCACAGUGAGUGAAUCAGCUAUAGAGAAAGAUGACUCCUAUGAAACCAUUGAUAUGAGCAGCUAA
Messenger RNA from Candidula unifasciata, 1121 nucleotides. NCBI's taxonomy places the organism in Eukaryota, Metazoa, Mollusca, Gastropoda, Stylommatophora, Geomitridae. The record is from the annotation of a GenBank genome assembly.